AUGAUAAAAGGUGUCGGCAGACCUAGCAUCGGGUAUUUGAAUAAUGUCACCAGGAGCAUACUGGGUGGGGUGCGUAUGCAAUCUUCGGGUGUAAAGGGCUCGCCUGAAUCCCCAGAGGCGCUUACAAAAAGCUCACGGCUGGAAUCCAAGCCUAUGGAUUUCUCGAACAAUGCGCCAGUGAACCCCCAUACAAAAAGGCCGAUGCUAUCUGACUCUAAGUAUGAGUCGCGGAAUUACCAGCUGCCUAAGUGGAAGGAAGCGCUCGGCGAGCUGGUGGUGCGUGCUUUCCGGCUCGACAUGGACAGGGUAAGAGCAGGGCCGGUUGCUGGGUCCUACUACUAUGCGAUGUGUAAGGAGCAGGGCCUGCAGUUCGAGAACGAGGAACUAUCUCGCAGCGGCAAGUUUUUCUACGAAGACCUCAAACUGCCCCGCACGUUCUCCCAGUGGUAUCAAAUCACAAUUUUGCACGAGUGGAUCCUAUUUGUUCGCAUGCGGGCGUUGCCUUUCAAGUAUGGCCGCAACUACCAGCAAAAACUGGUUGACAGGACCUUUUCUGACAUAGAGCUGCGCCUCUUUGAGGAGAUGAACGUGAAAUCGAGCCGGAUUGCUGACCAGUAUCUCAAGGAUUUUCAUUCUCAGAUGAUGGGCGCGGUGUUCGCAUACGACGAGGGUUUCUUCACGGACGAUGCCACCCUUGCCGCUGCCUUGUGGCGUAACUUGUUUGGGGGCCGCAAGAACGUCGACAUGGUGCACUUGGAGGCUAUGGUAAGAUACGUGCGGUCGCAACUAUACGUUCUAAGUAAGCUAUCAGACAGGGAAUUUGGCAUGGGUGAGUUCAAGUUUGUACCACCAGAUGAGGCCGUGGAGGUCUUAAGUGAACAGGACGAGGCCCAAUUGAAGGAAAGAGUGAAGGAGAAAUAUCUAGCGAUUGACCGUAAUCCCGCUACUUUGCCAAGCGAAAAAAGUAACCUGUCAUACGAGAACUGA
Messenger RNA from Eremothecium gossypii ATCC 10895, 987 nucleotides. RefSeq names its product Cbp3p (gene CBP3). The coding region runs from base 1 to 987 and encodes 328 amino acids. NCBI's taxonomy places the organism in Eukaryota, Fungi, Ascomycota, Saccharomycetes, Saccharomycetales, Saccharomycetaceae. Gene Ontology annotation, cellular component: mitochondrion. The record is from RefSeq and is marked provisional. The transcript has a single exon. Gene Ontology annotation, biological process: mitochondrial respiratory chain complex III assembly.